Molecule: messenger RNA, 1212 nt
Organism: Phymastichus coffea
Lineage: Eukaryota; Metazoa; Arthropoda; Insecta; Hymenoptera; Eulophidae
Gene: PCNA
Product: proliferating cell nuclear antigen
Exons: 4
Coding region: 7-792 (261 amino acids)
Biological process (GO): translesion synthesis; mismatch repair; regulation of DNA replication
Cellular component (GO): PCNA complex
Molecular function (GO): DNA binding; DNA polymerase processivity factor activity
Source: RefSeq, a predicted model, not a curated record
UAAAACAUGUUCGAGGCACGUCUAGCACAAAGUGCUAUUCUGAAAAAAGUGUUAGAAGCUGUGAAGGACCUGCUGACCGAGGCAACCUUUGAAUGCUCGGACUCCGGCAUCCAGGUACAAGCCAUGGAUAAUGCUCACGUCUCCUUGGUGUCUUUGACUUUGAGGAGCGACGGAUUCGACAAGUACCGCUGUGACAGGAAUUUAUCGAUGGGCAUGAAUAUUGGCACAAUGACGAAGAUUCUAAGGUGUGCUAGCUCGGAGGAUACGGUGACCUUAAGGGCUUGGGACAAUCCGGAUAACAUUAUCUUCAUAUUUGAGUCACAGAACAAAGAAAAGCUUGCAGAGUAUGAAAUGAAACUCAUUAAUAUGGACCAAGAGCACCUUGGUAUUCCAGAAACUAUGUAUUCUUGUGUUGUGAAAAUGCCUUCUCAAGAAUUCGCCAGAAUAUGCAGGGAUUUAAGCCAAUUUGGCGAGGCUAUCACAAUUGCAUGCUCUAAGGAGGGAAUCAAAUUCUCCGCAGUGGGAGAUUAUGGAAAUGCUAAUGUCAAGCUUGCCCAAACUGCAGAAUCAGAAAAGGAAGAUGAAGCAGUCAGUAUUGACAUGCAAGAACCUGUUAAAUUAACUUUUGCAUGCCGUUACUUGAAUUCUUUCGUUAAGGCUACACCACUUUGUGCCCAAGUAAAGCUGUCAAUGUCUGCUGAUGUACCUUUGGUUUGUGAGUAUGCAAUUGGAGAAAUUGGUCACAUCAGAUAUUACCUUGCACCUAAGAUUGAUGAUGAAGAGGAAAACUAGAACUGUGAAUGUUUAGUUGUAAUUUUUUAUUUUACAUUGUCAAAUUCAAUCUCGCCUUUCUUUUUUUGUUUUAUUUAUUCAUCAGAACAAAAGACAAAAUCUGUACUUUCAUGUAAAUUACUGAUUUGAAAAGUGUAUUGAUAUAGCCUACUCAGUGAGUCACAAUUUUUAAUUAUGUAAAGGUUAGUUAUAAAAAUGAGAACACAUUUAUAAGUAAUUUGAAGAUAGUAUAUUGAAAUUUUACAUUUAAAAGUCAUUUGGCUUGUCACAGUAUUAGCGCAAUACAGAAUUGACACUAACUUUGUAGUAGGAUGAUAAAAUUACGGUUAUUUAGUUGAAACGAUGUACAUUCUCACUUCAAGAUUGACUGUGACUGUAUAAUUAUUUUACCUUUUUUUAUAGUGUCGUCUUUGUAAUGUA